Molecule: messenger RNA, 780 nt
Organism: Rangifer tarandus platyrhynchus (Svalbard reindeer)
Lineage: Eukaryota; Metazoa; Chordata; Mammalia; Artiodactyla; Cervidae
Source: the annotation of a GenBank genome assembly
AUGGAGGGUAGGGCCCAGGCCAGGGCCCCCCAGACUGAAACUGGGUCCCCGACAGGAGGGAGCAUGAGGGCCCAGGGUGGGGCACGAGAAGAGCUACUGCCCUGUCGGGGCCUGGUGGGGAGAGCCUGGCCGUUGGGCCGGGGCAGCAGUGUGGGCUCCAGGGGCACAUGGAGCCUCCGCACCCUGGGCUCCCCUGGUUCCCGGAGUGGGGACACGGAGGGCAGGGGCUCAGUUCAGAGAAGCCAAAGGAAGCAAGCCACACAGCCAGCUCUCCCCUCUGGCUUCCCCUGCCUCCACGGCCUCCGUGGCUGCCUUGCUGCCCCUCAUCCCUUGUUGAGCCCAGAUCCUUCCAUCCGUCCAUCCGUGGCCACUGGGACUCUCCCGUGCCUGGCACCGGCCUGGAGCCCCCCUCCCCUGCGCCGGCUCUGCCUUGGCGCCCCCAGAACAGAAGCCAGGUCUUGGCCCGGGGUUGUCCCUAGCCAGCCUCCCCACUCUAACUGCCCUGCAGGCCUCCACUGUCCCCGGGGCAGGGUCUCAGGCCAGGCCCAGCCCCGCCUGUUCCCUGAGCUGGGCACCUCUCCCGACUCAGGACUCCCUGAAAGCAGAGGGAUGCGGAGGCAGACGAGCAGCCAGCCAGCUCAGAGCAGGGACCCCCACCUCGGGCAGUGUGCUGGCCACCGCAGACGGCAGGCAGUGGGGGGCAGCUGGUCGAGCGGGCCUCCCUCCCUCAGCCGGGAGGCACCUUGUCAUGGGGGGAGGUGGCUUCUUGCUGUGGCUUAG